Closterium sp. Yama58-4 is the source of this 645-nucleotide messenger RNA. Lineage: Eukaryota; Viridiplantae; Streptophyta; Zygnematophyceae; Desmidiales; Closteriaceae. The record is from the annotation of a GenBank genome assembly.
AUGACCAUCUCAUCCUCUACUCUGUGUGUGUGUGUGUCUCAUGCUCUUCAGGUGCUUCCGCCAACCGAGUGGGGCAAGGGUCUGGUGCAGAAGAGGCAGGCGGAGAGGCAGGAGACAGUACACAGCCCUCUGUAUCAUGCUCAUCUCAUGCGCUAUGAUGUGCGUUUGUCUGUGUAUCAUGCUCUUACAAUCUGUGUUAUCCGUGCAGACUUUUUACGUGAGGUCAUCUCCAAGGUCUUCACCAAGGUCAUCACCAAGGUCAUCACCAAGGUCAUCACCAAGGUCAUCACCAAGGCCUACACGAACGACGAGGAGCGCGAUCGCAUGCUCAAGAACGCCGUGCGUUUUGGCGACCCCAUGGCGCAUCUCGUCAAGAUCAACAUAUCAGCGGACGCUCUCCUGGAAGACCUCAGCCGGGACCCAGCCAUGCAAGCGUCGGGUUUCACGGUGCCGCAGGCCAUCCCCCCCCACAGCUGGCUCAAGCGCCGCGUGUCGGCCCCUCACAACCGCUACGGCAUCCGCCCUGGCCGCCACUGGGAUGGUGUUGACCGCAGCAAUGGGUUUGAGCGGGAGAUGUUCAAGCAUAAGAACGAGAUGCAGGCGCGUGAGCAGGAGGCCUUCAUGUGGUCUGUUGCUGACAUGUAA